GUCGCAUGUUUUAUUCACCUGUUUAAAGUUUGCUUCCUAGCUACAACACUAUUAGAAGCUGUUAAUACAUUUUACAUUAAUACUACUCGGUUUGACCAUAGACUGUCAGAGCCUUUUAAAGAGAUAAGAGAUAAGAGAUUCUCUCUAUGGGGCUCUGGACUGUAUAAAAUAAGAUGCGCCGGAAGAAAGACGAAACUCCGUGUUUAGAAAAUAAAAGCCUCUGGUUCCUCGGGCGUUUCCAUGGUGACAUCCAAAAGGUCACCAAAGUGAGCAAAAGUAACUAAACUCAUAUAAAACAGCCCAUUUCAGCUAUUUGAACGACAGAAUGGACACUUUUGAAGAGAGAAAUGACCAGACGGUAACUUAAACACCUUCUUUGUAACUUACAGGCAGAAGACCACAGUUUAUUUCCCAGUGCUGUGUCAGAAAAGGAGCUGGAUGAGACCAGGAGAAAAAACACUAUCAAGCAGCUUUAUGGCUCCAGCAAAAUCUUCCUGGCACCAGCAGAGAAACGCCCUGAGAGACCAGAGCUACGGGGGAGCGUUAUCAUUCAGAGCAAGGCUGCAGAGCAUUACACAAAUGGAAAAGAGGCAAUGGGAAAGUCCCAGUAUGAGAAGGCUGUGAUCUGCUUCUCCAAAGCCAUCACACUGCAGCCAGAACAGACUCAGCUGCAUGUGAGCCAGGCUGAGGCCUACCUGCAGCUGUGUGACUUCCAGUCAGCAGCAGCCUGUUAUAAACAGGCCCAGCUCCUAGAACCUGGAGCCUUCAGCGCCCGCUUGGCCUUCAUCUACUAUCUCCAGGGCCAGUGUUUGUUCGACCGAGGCCUUUUCCUAGAGGCUCUGGAGGCCUUCAGCAAAGCUGCUGAGGUGAAGCCUGGCUGCAGGGCCUACGAGGUCAGAAGCUUGGCCUGUCUGACAGCUACAGGUCAUCACACUGAGUGUCUGAAGCUGGUGAAUGACUGGAUGGUGUCAGAUCGGCCCUCCUCUGACCUUUAUAUGCUCAGAGCCAGACUGCACAAACUGCUCAACCAGACAUCACAAUGUUAUCAAGACGUGAAGUUGGCGUUGGCAUUGAACCCAGCGUGUCCGGCGGCCGGAGCCCUGCUGCUGCAGCUGCAGGUAGCCAGUGAGCAGGCCAGACAAAAGGCCGUGGAUAGAGCUUUGAUUGGUCAGCUGCCGGAAGCCCUGUGCAUGAUCAAUGUUGCUAUGGAGAACAGCCCGCAGGAUGGACGCCUCUACCUGUUCAGGGGGAUUCUGUACCGACGUCUGAAAGACUUCACAGCAGCCAUCGAGGAUCUGGUCCAGGCUAUGGAGCUGAGCGAGGAGGAGGAGGGAGAGAAGGAGGUCAGAGAUCAGGCGGAGGCCAGAGACGAGAAGGAUGAGCGUGGCUCUGUGCAAGAGGAGGUGCAUUUUCAGCUGGUUCUCACCUACAAUGAUUUUGCUGUUCAGUGCUUCAGCAGAGGCCUCUACGCUGAGGCGACUCUGCUUCUCAACAAGGCUAUCGAUGAGGAGAAGGGCCAGGCAGGCCUCUACCUGAACCGAGGAGGCUGUGGUGUGUGUGUGUGUCUGUCAGACUGUUUCUUUAAGCAGGGUGAGUGGUGUUACGCUCUGGCUGAUUACCAGCAGGCUGAAGAGAUGAUGCAGCCUGAUGACCCUGCUGUCGGGCUCCGCCUCGCUGUCCUCCACAACACGCUGGGGUCUUUCUGCUUCCAGGACGGGCAUUUCCAGGAGGCAGCUGCCAUGUUUUCUCUGGCCAUCCAGUACAAUCCCAAAGCCAGUCAGUACUAUGAGAACAGAUCGAAGACCUUCCGAAAGCUCCUAAACUUGAAGGGAGCCAGACAGGAUUUCAUCUGCAUGCUGAUCCUGGAUCCCACCAACGAGGAGCUGCCUCCUAUGCUCAUGAAUCUGUUCCCUGGCUGCAGCGUGUCUGAUGUUUUGUCCAGUCCAGCAGGGCAAGCACUCAGAGUUCAGCUGAUGGACACCAUCCAGGCCUGCAGCUCCUCCGAUCAACAAAGACUGAGUGAGAAGCUGAAAAAGAUGACUCUGACCUAUGAGAACACGCCGAGGCAAUCAGAAGACCCCUCUGAAGCAGGAAAGAAGCUGAAGUUGUGUGUAGACCAACUGGAGACAGUUAAGGAAGCGGUUUCGGUCAUUUCUCCAUGACUGUCCAACUGGGCAACACACCGGGCCACACCUCAUUACACCCACCACCCCCAUCCACAUGGUGGAUCUGGACCAGUCCGCCUACAGGCACAAGAGCAGCUUAAAGUACAACACAAGAUAUGGGUGCUCUGAGGUCUGCGACACUUCUCAGAAGUGACGUGAAAAACAAAUAAAUCUUUUAUCUGUGCCUGA
Molecule: messenger RNA, 2354 nt
Organism: Micropterus dolomieu (smallmouth bass)
Lineage: Eukaryota; Metazoa; Chordata; Actinopteri; Centrarchiformes; Centrarchidae
Product: tetratricopeptide repeat protein 16-like
Exons: 13
Coding region: 594-2162 (522 amino acids)
Molecular function (GO): protein binding
Source: RefSeq, a predicted model, not a curated record